AUGCCCCUCCACACUGAACCAUCGACGGGCGCCUCGAUCAAAGAACUCCUCAUCGAGGCCUGCCGCCGCAACAACACCGACCUCCUCCUCGAAGUCCUCCACGACAAGCCCGACGCCGAAAUUACCGCCCUCCUCAACAACACCACCACCGUAAUGGGCAACCACCUCUACCACGAGGCCGCAUCCCACGGCAACUACGAAAUCAUCGACCUCCUCCUCGACCAACCCUCGUUCGAAUGCGACCCGAUCAACCGCCUCGAGGGCGACACGCCGCUGCACACCGCCAUCCGCUGGCUCAACGCCGAGCCCCCCGCCCAGCGCGCCUUUGGCAAGGCCCUCGUCGAGAUGAUGCUCGAGGCCGGCUCGAACCCGCGCGUCAAGAACAAGGGCGGCCUGACGGCCCUGCAGCUCGUCGACCCCCGCAACGCCGAGCUGCGCCAGCUCAUCCAGCAGCACGAGUAUACGAACCAGAACGCGGGCGACUUCAUUACCGUCGACGCCGGCGCCGCCAACAACAAGGGGAGUAGUAACCAUGCGGCGGCUGUGGGGCAGCAGGGCGAUGGUGGUGAUGAUGAUGAUGAUGCCGAGUUUAGCGGUAGUGACGACGAGGAAAGGGCCGAGUGGGAGCGGAGGAGAAGGGAAAGGCGGAAAUGA
Molecule: messenger RNA, 654 nt
Organism: Metarhizium brunneum ARSEF 3297
Lineage: Eukaryota; Fungi; Ascomycota; Sordariomycetes; Hypocreales; Clavicipitaceae
Source: RefSeq, a predicted model, not a curated record